Messenger RNA from Ixodes scapularis (black-legged tick), 1606 nucleotides. RefSeq names its product ribosome biogenesis protein NSA2 homolog. Lineage: Eukaryota; Metazoa; Arthropoda; Arachnida; Ixodida; Ixodidae. Gene Ontology annotation, biological process: maturation of 5.8S rRNA; translation; maturation of LSU-rRNA. The record is from RefSeq and is a predicted model, not a curated record. The transcript has 6 exons. Gene Ontology annotation, cellular component: preribosome, large subunit precursor; nucleolus; ribosome. Gene Ontology annotation, molecular function: structural constituent of ribosome; protein binding.
AUCGACUUCCUCCCCUGCUUUCACAGGGGUGAUCCCCGUCCACCGAAUCAGUCCUUUUCUAUUCAAUGGCGGUGUGACGUCGGUUCAAAAUUUGGCGAUCGCCUCGAAACUUGACAGCACUUUGCAACGAAAAGGAGGGCAUAGCAGAGUCGGCCACCGUAGUGUCACCGACAGCCCUCUCCACGAGGUGCUCAGAGUCGUCUGCUUAGCGGCGACCGACCCGACAGCAUGCCGCAGAACGAGCACAUCGAGCUCCACCGGCGCCGCUAUGGCUACCGGUUGGAUCACCACGAGCGACUGCGGAAGCGCAAGGGCCGCCAGGUCCACGAAGAUGCGCAGAAAGCCAAGACUGUCCGUGGCCUCAAGGCCAAGAUGCUGACCAAGAAGCGCUACUCGGAGAAGGUGCAGAUGAAGAAGACCCUCAAGAUGCAUGAGGAGAAGCAGACGAAGCAGCGGGGGCCCGAAGCCGCCGCCCAGGGAGCCGUGCCCGUCUACCUGCUGGACAGGGAGAACCAGUCGCGUGCCAAGGUCCUCUCGAACAUGAUCAAGCAGAAGCGGAAAGAGAAGGCGGGCAAGUGGGACGUGCCGGUGCCGAAGGUCCGCGGCGUCGGGGAUGCGGAGGCCUUCCGGGUCCUCAAGACUGGCAAGCGGAAGAAGAAAGCCUGGAAGCGCAUGGUGACGAAAGUGACGUUUGUCGGCGAAGGCUUCACGCGGAAGCCACCCAAGUUCGAGCGCUUCAUCCGCCCGAUGGCGCUGCGCUUCAAGAAGGCGCACGUGACCCACCCCGAACUGAAGGCCACCUUCUACCUGCCGAUCAAUGGGGUGAAGAAGAACCCGAGCUCGCCGCUCUACUCGCAGCUGGGGGUAGUGACUCGGGGCACGGUGCUCGAGGUGAACGUGAGCGAGCUGGGACUGGUGACGCAGGGCGGCAAGGUGGUCUGGGGAAAGUAUGCGCAGGUGACCAACAAUCCGGAGAACGACGGCUGCAUCAACGCCGUCCUCCUCGUCUGACCGUCCAGUUGUGAAGGAAGCAGUCUGCUCGCCGUUUGUGAGAAGCUUUCUGUUCUCACAGUGUACCUUGUCUUGCAGUGGGUCAUGCAGAUCUUUGUGAAAACUCUCACGGGCAAGACCAUCACUCUUGAGGUCGAGCCCAGUGAUACCAUCGAAAAUGUCAAGGCUAAGAUCCAAGACAAGGAGGGCAUCCCCCCUGACCAGCAGCGUCUGAUCUUUGCGGGCAAGCAGCUGGAGGAUGGGCGCACCCUGUCGGACUACAACAUCCAGAAGGAGUCGACCCUACACCUGGUGCUGCGCUUGCGUGGCGGCGCAAAGAAGCGCAAGAAGAAGAACUACACCACUCCCAAGAAGAACAAGCACAAGAAGAAGAAGGUCAAGCUGGCCGUGCUCAAGUUCUACAAGGUGGACGAAAAUGGCAAGAUCACUCGCCUAAGGCGGGAGUGCCCCAGCGACGACUGCGGAGCCGGUGUGUUCAUGGCCGCCCACUUCGACCGGCAGUACUGCGGAAAGUGCUGCCUCACCUACGUGUACAACAAGCCCGACGAGAAGUGAUGGCGCGUCCGCUGGUCAAAAUAAACCGGGGAGAAAACAA